Molecule: messenger RNA, 1346 nt
Organism: Raphanus sativus (radish)
Lineage: Eukaryota; Viridiplantae; Streptophyta; Magnoliopsida; Brassicales; Brassicaceae
Product: phosphoglycerate mutase-like protein 1
Exons: 9
Coding region: 278-997 (239 amino acids)
Cellular component (GO): cytoplasm
Molecular function (GO): phosphatase activity
Source: RefSeq, a predicted model, not a curated record
UAGAGUUAUUAAACUGGCAAUGUAAAUGUUAUUAAACUGGUAGUUAUUAUUAUUAUCUUUUUGCUUAAAUUUAGCUGAGUAAACAAGAAAAUCGUUUUAUAACAAACUUCUUCACUCUCAGCCUCUUCCUCUUGUUCUCAAGUUCUGCAAUUCUAUUAGAUCAUAUGAUCAUGUAAGGAAGAAGAAGAAGAAGAAGAAUAAGAAGCAUGAACGACGAUAUUGAAUUUGUAAAUACUGGGUAAAGAGUUCUUAGAUAGAGAAGUGACUACCUAAAUACAUGGAGUUGGUUGGAGGUCAGCCGCGACGCCUCGCAUCUCCCGAGUUCAAAACCCUUUAUUUGGUGAGGCAUGCACAAGGAAUCCACAAUGUAGCAUUAGAAGAGAAAGGAGGGACAGAUGACAUAGGUGAUCCCCAUUUCUCUCCAAAGCUUUUAGAUGCACCUCUCUCUCCAAAGGGUAUAAAACAGGUUUCUGAACAGCAGAAAGAAAUACUUAAAUCAGGAUUAAUAAACACCGUCCAGUUAGUGAUUACCUCUCCCCUGCGCAGGGCAGUGGAAACUGCAGUUGGAAUAUUUAGGGGACAAAAAGUUAUAAAUCAAUCGGACAACUUCCCUCCAAUUGUAGCACUUGAGCUUUGUAGAGAACGCAUGGGACUAUAUCCGUGUGAUCGCAGAGAAAGUAUAAGUACCCGUCGUAUUUGUUUCCCGGAGAUCGACUUUACAAUGGUAGAGAGUGAUGAAGAUGCUCUAUGGAGAGAAGAGGAAAGGGAAAACCUAGAAGAGGUUUCUGCUAGAGGCCUUCGCUUUCUCAAAUGGUUAUGGGAGAGACCAGAGAAAGAAAUUGCAGUUGUUAGCCAUGGGAUUUUCUUGCAACAAACACUUCGUGCCCUGCAUGAAAAAGUUAGCAUACCUCUAGAAGAUAGUCUUCUCACAAGGUUUGCCAAUUGUGAACUACGGUCAAUCCGGAUAGAUAAGAGUGCAGUGACAUGGAAGUACUAACGACCUAUAACUGUAGAAAAAACGCGGCUCCAACUUCAAGUUCCCUUCACACGCUUGAAUAAAAGCCAUUCGUCUGAACUGUGUUUUUAUGUUUGCAUGCCAUGGACUUAGCGCUUGGAACCAGGGAAGCAGGCCACAUCCGAAUCUGGUUACCACUAACCUAUAGCCUAUGCGAGGGCAGACAUGCGUGUGAAACUCUCUCUCUUUUUGUUUUUCUUGAUUAAUGUUUUACUUCCUGGGAAUCUCUCUUCUUAAUUUCUUUUACUUAUGUGUGAUAGAGUACUUUAGCAAAAAUGAUCAGCUUAAGUUUGUGGUUCCGUUAAUAUUAUAUACAUAUUUGUCAUUCCAA